GGCAAACCAAGGCAGUUUCCGGACCUUCCCGCCGCUCGCCCUUUUUAUCUCCAGCGGGUGGGUUGGACAAGAAAGGGGGGACCGGCGGGGGGACCGGUCCCGCCCGGAACCCCCUAAUUACAGGCCAUGUCUUCCGGCUUCUUCCGGGGCACCAACACCGAUCAGGUGAAACAUGUCAAUGCCGAGCAGAAGAUCAUCAAGAACAUGGAGAAGAACAAGCGCUUCCCUGAUCACUACACAAAGAAGGUGGACAUGUCGAAAGUCUCCAUGGAUGUGAUGAAGCCCUGGAUCGCCAAGCGCAUCACGGAGAUGCUCGGCUUCGAGGACGACAUCGUGGUGGACUUCUGCGUGGCACAGCUCGCGGAGCCCGGUGACAAGGGCCUGGAUCCAAAGAUGCUGCAGGUCAACCUCACCGGCUUUAUGGAGCGGAAGGCCGCCCCCUUCUGCUCGGAGCUCUGGCAGCACCUCCUUUCGGCUCAGGAGAGCCCUGUGGGUGUGCCCAGGGAGUUCAUAGACCAGAAGAAGGAAGAGCUGCAGAAGAAGAAGGAGGAGGCAGAGAAGGUGCAGGAGGAGUUGAAGAGAAGGAAGCAGGACCUGGAAGAGGCUGAGCGCCAAGCCAGAGAGGCAAAGAAGGAGGGUGGUGGACAGCCCCGAAGGCGGUCAAGGUCCCAGGGAGACGCCGGCAGACGGAGGGACGACCGCCGCGACGACCGCCGCGACGAGCGGCGCGACGAUCGCCGUGACCGGCGGGAUGACCGGCGCGGCCGAGAUGACCGGGCGGAAAAGCGGCGACGCGACAGAUCUGAGUCUGGAAGCCCCCAGCCCCGGAAAAAGAAGGAGCGUUUCGAGUGGGAAGACUGAGCGCUUCGUAUCGAUGGCUCCGGACCGACCCGAAAGGGCACCAAUUCCUCA
Messenger RNA from Effrenium voratum, 912 nucleotides. NCBI's taxonomy places the organism in Eukaryota, Dinophyceae, Suessiales, Symbiodiniaceae. The record is from the annotation of a GenBank genome assembly.